AUGGCAGCCUUGGCGGUUUUUCCCCUGAUUUUAUUUGUUCAGCAACAACACACGUACAUGCUCCUGGAACACAGCAUCGUUGGUUUAUGCACUCAAUCGGCGAAAUUGUGGCGGCACAUGGUGGUUGGAGAUGACAGCCACCACCUCAUGGUGGUAGUGGUUGCAGAACAUCGUCGGAAUGCCACUGAAUGGCAACCAACGGCGGUUACGGCCCAAAUAGCUAGAAGGGAUGAAGGAGGUGAAAGAUGGCCUUACCGUGAGCAUUCCGUUCGCACUCAACUUGUGUCCGCCGGUCACAGUUCUGACUUUGUUCUUUGUGGGGUUUCUUCGGCCGUUCGCGACUUCACCGGAGCAGCAGAAGAGGUGACGAUGGCGUUCAAUGACAAGGUGGCGGAGGCUAGAACGAUUGCGCCUGGCGGUCUUGCUCCAUCGGAAACGGGAAGGAAGUGUGCGGUUGGAGGUUUGACAAGCGGCAGAAGGGAGAGCCGGAGAUGGUGGCGGCUGUAA
Lactuca saligna is the source of this 507-nucleotide messenger RNA. The record is from the annotation of a GenBank genome assembly. NCBI's taxonomy places the organism in Eukaryota, Viridiplantae, Streptophyta, Magnoliopsida, Asterales, Asteraceae.